Messenger RNA from Hippocampus zosterae (dwarf seahorse), 5481 nucleotides. RefSeq names its product zinc finger E-box binding homeobox 1b (gene zeb1b). The coding region runs from base 218 to 3379 and encodes 1053 amino acids. The record is from RefSeq and is a predicted model, not a curated record. Gene Ontology annotation, biological process: regulation of transcription by RNA polymerase II; anatomical structure development. Lineage: Eukaryota; Metazoa; Chordata; Actinopteri; Syngnathiformes; Syngnathidae. Gene Ontology annotation, molecular function: DNA-binding transcription factor activity, RNA polymerase II-specific; RNA polymerase II cis-regulatory region sequence-specific DNA binding. The transcript has 8 exons.
AGCGGGGGAGGAGAGGGAGGGAGUUUUGGAGCCCUCGGCCCUUUCUCCUCUCCCUUCUUCUUCUCUCUGUCCAUUCUUUGGUGACCCCUUAAAUUGUGAGCUACGGGUUCCCCCUGGACUGGCAAAUGGGGGGGGGGGGGGGUGGAUGGAGAGUUGGUGAGAAGCGGCGGAGGUGUCCAAAGACGUUUAGAACAGGUGACAGCUGAAAGACUCGGUGAUGGCAGAUGUAAAACACGACCCCUGGCAGCGGCACUCCGUGACCAACUACAAUAAUGUGGUGGAGGCUAGCACAGACUCAGACGAUGAGGACAAGUUGCACAUCGUGGAGGAGGAAGGCAGCCUGGCGGACGGGGCGGACUGUGACAGCACCCUACCAGACGACGAGCACCCCAGGGAGCACUGGGACCGAGUGAAAGAAGACUGCGUGUCAGACGGCGAGGAUGACGUGAGCACGGACGCCUUGGUGGAGGAGAUGCUUCAGCAAGGCGACACGGCCGUCAUUUACCCAGAAGCCCCGGAGGAGGAGCUGCAACGCCACGGCACCCCCGACGCCAGCAUUCACGAUGAAAACGGAACUCCCGAUUCCUUCUCUCAGCUGCUCACCUGUCCCUACUGUUCGCGGGGCUACAAACGUUACAGCUCCCUGAAGGAGCACAUCAAGUAUCGGCACGAGAAGACCGAAGAAUGCUUCAGCUGCCCCGAGUGCAGCUACACUUUUGCACAUCGCGCACAACUGGAGAGACACAUGACGGCCCACAAGCCGGGAAGGGAUCAGAGACACAUCACACAGUCGGGAGGCAAUCGCAAAUUCAAGUGCACUGAAUGUGGCAAAGCGUUUAAAUAUAAGCACCAUCUCAAGGAGCACCUACGCAUUCACAGUGGAGAAAAACCCUACGAGUGCUCCAACUGCAAGAAGCGGUUCUCCCAUUCAGGCUCCUACAGUUCGCACAUCAGCAGCAAGAAGUGCAUCAGCCUCAUCGCGGUCAACGGCAGACAGCGAGUGGGCAACAACAAAGCCCAGACCCAGGCUCAGACUCCAAUCCUUCCCACGUCGCCCUCCGUCCUGCGCACGCAGAUUCGAGAGAAGCUGGAGCACAGCAAGCCCCUCCAGGAGCAGCUGCCCCUGAACCAGAUCAAAAGCGAGCCUAUGGACUAUGAAUACAAACCCACGGUGAUGACCUCACCAGCUCUGGCUAGCGUGAACGGCGGCGUUUACAGCGGAGGGGCUGCGGCACCUCUGCAGGGCACGGUGCAAGCUGUCGUCCUGCCCAACGUGGGACUGGUGUCGCCCAUCAGCAUCAAUAUAGCGGACCUGCAGAACGCCCUCAAAGUGGCCGUGGACGGGAACGUUAUUCGGCAAGUCCUGGAGAGCAACGCCAAAGGCCAGGGUCAGGCCAGUUUGGGGUUAACCACUGGAACGCUCCACCCCUCCCAGCAGCAGCUCAUCUCAGCCAUCACUUUGCCUAUCGUGGGCCAGGACGGAAACGCAAAAAUCAUCAUCAACUACAAUUUGGACCCCAACCAGGGCCAGCUCACGGCGCAAAACCUUAAGAAAGAGCACGAGCCCUUCUCGGCGGCUCCGCCAACCGCAGAGUCUUUCAAGUGUCAGAAACUCCCUGAAGAUCUGACCAUCAGGAACACGAGGGCCACUGAUCCAAAAGAAGAGGAUAAAACCACUAAAACUUGUCUCCUGUGUGAUAAUUGUCCCGCCGGAAUAGACGGACUGCACGGCCUCAAACACUGCAAGAAAGAAAGUCUCAGACUCAAUGGGGACUCCGCAGUUGCUGCCCUGCUGUCAGAGGGAGGACUUUCCAACCAGCCCAAGAACCUCUUGUCCCUGCUCAAGGCCUACUUUGCCUUAAACGCGGAGCCCACCAAGGAAGAGCUGGCCAAGAUCUCCGACUCGGUCAGCCUACCAACUCAUGUGGUCAAAAAGUGGUUUGACAAAAUGCAGGAGGGCCAAAUAUCACUGGGUGCGCCAACGCCCCCUUCGGAGGAGGAGGAGGAUGCUUGCGAUACCAACAGCGUGGUCUCGCUGAUCCAAGGGAAGGCCUCCAUGAGUCCUUCUGCGACUCAGGACAGUCCAACAGAAGCAACCCCGGCGGAGGUCAACGGCAGCCACAGCUCCCCGGCCUCUCCUCUACCACUCAACCUUCGAGGCGAUGGUCUCCUCCAAGACUGGCCCCCUCACAGCACCGAUGCACCGCUCGACCUGUCCCUGCCAAAGCCCGACAAAGAGGAAACGGAGGCCGCGGUUGUCAAAGCCCGCAAUCGCCCCUCGCCUUCCUCCGUCUGCACCAAUCCGGUUGAACCUUUGAACUUAACUUGCACAAAGAAAGAGGCUUCGCCACUCUCACGUGUGGGCUCCAGCCCCAUCGCACUGUACGCCAGCCCGCCAAGUGCCAACCCCCUCAAUAUUGUGACCACUCAACUCCCCACGCUGGUGGCCAUCGGUGACCAGAGCCGCAUGCAAUGUCUAAGGGCGCUCACCACCAACAACAAACAGACUAUCCUGAUCCCUCAGCUGGCGUACACCUAUACCACUACGGCUAACAGCCCUGCUGGAACCGAAACGCAGGAAACCAUCCACCUUAACGGGAUUAAGGAAGAGAAGCAGGACACAAGCUCGGAGGGCAUGUCCGCCGUGGAAGAACACAACGACUCCGAUUCGGGCCCGCUCCGGAAGAAGAUGAAGAAGACGGACAGCGGCAUGUACGCCUGCGACCUGUGCGACAAGAUCUUCCAGAAGAGCAGCUCGCUGCUCAGACACAAAUACGAGCACACAGGGAAACGACCACAUGAGUGCAGCAUUUGCACCAAGGCGUUCAAACACAAACACCACUUAAUCGAGCACACGCGCCUCCACUCGGGGGAGAAACCCUACCAGUGCGACAAGUGCGGCAAACGCUUCUCCCACUCGGGCUCGUACUCCCAGCACAUGAACCAUCGCUACUCCUACUGCAAGAAGGAGUCUCAGAGCCAAGGCGGAGGCCGGGACAGCCCGGAGGAGGACGCGCUGAGCCGGGUGCGGGGCUCGCACCUCGCUCCCUUCCAGAUGGACUCGGACGAGCGAGGGAGCAGCACCAGAGAGGACGAGGAAAGCGAAGAGUUUGAGGAGGAGGAAGAGGAAGGCGCGGUGGACAUGGGCGAUAUCCAGGUGGUGCAGAUUGGGGACGAAGGAGGGGACGACGGCGACGAGGCGGAGGAGAAGGUGGCCGAGGCGCAGGAGGACGCCGACACGAGACAAGAAGGCGCCGCCGAGGGAGACGGGGCGACGGCAGCGCCGCGGGAAGAAGAGGAGGUCACGAGAGAGAGCGGGGGAGACGCGGACGCGGCUUGCGAAGACGACGAGAGGCGGGAAAAAGGAGACGGCGACUAAAAGACGGGAGGAGCCGUCGAGACUCCCGCUCGCUCGCUUCAGUUCACUACUGUGUCCAAAUCCAGGUGUGCCUGAAAAUUGAAACAGAGGAAAAUACUCGUGACUUUUCCGCAGGAAGAAAAAGAUUUCUCAAGUCCAUUUGUAAAGAGAAAAAAAAAAUGAAGAAUGCAAAUUUUACGAAAGGAAGGAAAUGCAUUAUACAGACUUUGGAAGCUAGAGCCGACAAGUUUUAGAUCACGUUUGAUUACUAAAACACCGUGGUUCAUUUCUUUUUGUCAGUGUUACUAAUUUUGCCACUCGUAUGUUAACCCUUAAAUGCUGUACAGCUGGGAGAUAUUUCUAUACCUUUGUAAUGCCAAUGAACAGAAAAAAAAGUCAGUAUUUUAUUAAGUUGGAAGGAAAAUCCUGUGCACUACAAGUGGCCUGGUUUACGUGAGGAUGGGGCAGUUCGGUUGUGUUUUCUACCCAUCAGUAUUAGCGCCCCGAGAGAUGCAGACGCCGCCGCUACCACGUCACACUUAUUUUUUUGGGUUGUGCUGUUCAUUCGGAUCGGAUCGCGAGCCUUAAGAAUCAAAAUCGGCCAGAGGACGGGUCUUUACAGCCAUUUGUUUGGUUCCCCCCCCCCUCCCCCACCUCCAGGUGACUUUCAUUUCUUGUAGAAUACAAUUUUUUUGGACGUUUUGGGACAAAAGCCGAUUCACUCUCUCAAAAUUUGUGGAGCCGCAGGUCAAUGGAAGACGUGAAUACACAUUCAAUCCAGAAAAGUCGAAGAACCAGUGCAGAAUUUUUAUUUGUUGUUCAAAGUUUUUAAAUAGGUUCUACGGCGCCAACUGAAAUAAAGUUCAAUGAAGCCAUGGAACAUUUUUGGGAAGGGAAAAAGCAAACGAAUAAAGUGAUAAUUACCAGAAUGAAAUACAAAUAAUAUGAUAAUAACAUUGAAAUAUCAUGAAGUCUUAUCUUGUUAAAUGAUGUAUUAGUCUCAAUCAUGUUAACAAUUAUGCUCCUGCGAAAGAAUAAAUUGCGAAAGAAUUUUUUUUUUUUUAGAUCAAUGUGAUCCUGGUACUCUUUUCGUACCAGAGAUCCGCAGAAUUAUUAUUUUUUUUUUCAGUACAGUGACAAAAUACAAGCCGAUGGUCCGCAUGCAUUUGCGACUGAAUGUUUUGCCAUAACAAUUAUAAGGAUGUAAAUUAUAUUUUAUGAUAAUACGCUAGUUAGUCUCCAGGACAAUCAGAUGUUUAACAAUACAUAUUUAAUGUGUAGACAGACGCGGAUGUCUCAAAAAGAUGGAACAAGAUGCGUUUUUCCUGCUACUGUGAGUCUUUGACUUUCUUUUCUACAAAUCCGCAUGGACGAGAGAGUGAAUGGGCAUUUUCCCCAAAAUGUGAUCUAAAUGUUUCAAAGCUAGCAAAAAAGCUUUUUUUAAAAAAUAAAAAAAAAAAGCCAACUCCACACCUGAGCCUUAUGCAAAAAGAGAACAGUGAAAAGAGAACGAUGCAUCUGAAAAGUGCCAUUAUGCUAUGGAAGCUUAGCAGCUAAGAUCAGGUAUUAGCAGGUUCCAGAUCAGCCGGUCAACGGAGUUCCACGUCACAUUUUACAACUGUCGCAUCAUUUUCGGAAAGGUAUUUGCAAUUGGAACCGGAGUCGGCACGCGUGACUUCGAAUUGUGAGCAGUCUUCUGAAAGCUUGUUCCGUGCACUUGUUUAAAAAUGAUCAAAUGUCUCUUCAGGUAUUGUAGGCCAAUUCCAGGACUUUAAAUUCAACAUUUCAGUAUUCUCUUUGGACUUUUUUUCUCCGUUUUUUUUUCCAGUUCCUGCGUUUGUACUGUAUGUUCAGCAUUUGCAGUAUUAUUUUGCCCCUUCCCCAAAAAGAGAUGGGUUUGUCUGUUUAGUCAUAGAGAACUUUUAUAUUUAUGUGUCUUAUUUUUUUAUAUUUCUUUAUGGUUUAUUUAUUACACUACGUAGUGUACAAUACUGUAGUUUGUAUUAAUACGAUAAUAUAUUUUAGUAUGGGAUUUAAAAAAAAAAAUUCAAAAGGCAACAUAACCACAAGCUUGAAACAAAUGAGACUCCGGCAUACUGAAGUAUGUUUUUUGUUUUUUUUUU